Messenger RNA from Colias croceus (clouded yellow), 3135 nucleotides. RefSeq names its product SWI/SNF-related matrix-associated actin-dependent regulator of chromatin subfamily E member 1 (gene Bap111). NCBI's taxonomy places the organism in Eukaryota, Metazoa, Arthropoda, Insecta, Lepidoptera, Pieridae. Gene Ontology annotation, biological process: negative regulation of DNA-templated transcription. Gene Ontology annotation, molecular function: nucleosomal DNA binding; nuclear receptor binding. The transcript is spliced from 15 exons. Gene Ontology annotation, cellular component: SWI/SNF complex. The record is from RefSeq and is a predicted model, not a curated record. The coding region runs from base 125 to 1858 and encodes 577 amino acids.
UGGCGUCCUAUUCUGUGCUUCUGUUCUAGUGUGACGCUAUCAUUUUAUUUGAGAAUAUUUGAGUUUUUAAAGAUAUUGUACUGAGUACAACAGUAAUAUCAUUUCCACUAGUGUGUAAUGUGUUAUGGCAACACCCAGCAGUUAUAAACAAAACGCAUCAAUGUCGAUGCCAAGUCCACAAAACAACCCGCACUACAUGAUUGCGGGGGCCCCAAUGAGUUUCGGUAUGAUGAAAGGCGGUAUGAAUGCACCGCCGCACCAUAAUUACCAGUACCACCCACAAUACCAGGGUGGGCCGAUGGGCCACCCGGGGUAUGGGUGGCAACAACAGCGUUUUGGUGCAGAGAGCGCGAGGCGGUCCACCUCGGGCUCGGGGGGGGCCGCGCAGGCCGGCAAGGAUGAUAAGACUAGCCCCUUUGUGUCCACUGUGCAUUCGCAUCCCGGCUUCCAACCGCAGAAGAUCGGCAAGGGAUCAGGCGGAAUUGCCGGACUCCCAAAGCCACCGAAGCCACCAGAAAAGCCGUUGAUGCCAUACAUGAGAUAUUCUCGCCGAGUGUGGGACAGUGUAAAGGCGGCAAACCCAGAUCUAAAGCUAUGGGAGAUUGGCAGGAUUAUAGGAGGCAUGUGGAGGGACCUGCCGCAGUCGGAGAAGUAUGCGUUUGUCGAUGAAUAUGAAGCUGAGAAGUCGGAGUACGAGAAAAGCCUGAAGGCGUAUCAUAACUCGCCGGCGUACUUGGCGUAUGUGGCUGCUAAGAAUAAGGCUGUUGUUGGUAAUUUAGAAGAGGAGAGUUCGAGCAAGAAAGGCAGUUCGCAAAAGGAGCAGCAACAACAAGACAGACGAAUUGACAUACAACCAGCUGAAGAUGAAGAAGAUCAAGACGAAGGUCUCUCAGUGAAGCACGUUGCGUACGCACGUUAUCUACGUAACCAUAGACUCAUAAACGAAAUAUUUUCUGACACUGUGGUGCCUGACGUGCGAUCUGUGGUUACUACCGCUCGUAUGCAGAUCCUAAAGAAACAAGUGCAAUCACUAACAAUGCAUCAGAAGAAACUGGAAGAUGAAUUACAGCAAAUAGAAGAGAAGUUUGAGGCGAAGAAACGUAAGUUCAUUGAGAGCAGCGAGACAUUCCAGGAGGAGUUGAAGAAGCACUGCAAGCCAGCAGUAGACGAAGAGACAUUCGGUCGUAUGGUCGAAAGGGCGGUGGAACAAUUGCGCAGAGGUGUGAACCCCGCACACCCCUCCGCUGUGAGGGAGAGGAAGGAUGAGCCGGGCAACAUAGAACAAUCUCAGCAGCCGAUCAAACAAGAGACGAACGGGCCAAACGCGCCCACUCAAGUGGACAAAGUAUCGACCACGGAGGUGAACAAAAUGGACGAUAACAUGACCACUGAGUUGAAGGAGCCGAAAAAGGAAGUGCCUGAUGGUACACCGGUGCAGGAGAAUGAUGGGGAUCGCAAAAAGGAAGAACCGCCAGUAGAAGUGAAAAUGGAGAACAAAGAGCCGAGCGGUCCGCCCGCCGCGCCGCCGCAAGCGCAUAUGACGUCACCGCCACAUCCCGCAAUGAUGAUGCCGCCAAACCCAAAUGCGCCUGCGCAUCAACCACCCCCACACGGUGGACCACCUCCCCCACCAGCCAUUAACCCGGCGGGCGCGGUGGCGGGCGGCGCGGGCGGCUACGGCGGCGGCUACGCGGGCCGCUACUACGCGGGCUACGCGGGCGGCUACCCGGCCGGCUACGCGCCGCACUACUUCCCGCCCGCGCCGGAGCACUACGCGCCGCACCACCACGCGCCGCCGCACCACCACCACGACGUGAAGCCGGCUGAGGAGCCGCCAGUCAAGAAGGAGAACGAAUGAUUGUCACCAAAACGCGUCGUCAAACGACGGCGCAAGUCCUCCGCCAAGGAGGAGUCAUAGACAAUAGAGUUCGGUGGAAUUGUGUGUGAAAAAAAAUGUAAUAAAAUCUGACAUUGACAGAUGUGACAGUGUUAGUGUUUUUUUUUUAAUUAGAUUUUCUAUGGCUAUGGUUGUAGUGUUAUGAAGUUCUGACAUACAAAAUUACCUACAAAGUUCAUGUCUAUGCUAAAGUUUAUCAUAAUCCUUUGGUAUGAAAACGGAAAACGCCCGUAUUAAUUUUGCAGAGAUAUUUGGGAACAAGGUCACUUCUAAUUAUUAUAUUUAAAUUGCAAUAGUAUUUUCAUCAACAGUAAAUAUUUAUCUAAAUUGCAUAACUGUCGGAGAAUGAAAUUUUCAGUUUAUUUUACAUUAGUGACUAUCAAAUCUUUCAAUUUAGCUAUAUUAUAAGAAUGUAAAUUAAAUUCAUAUUACAUUAUGAUAUUAAGAAGUAUUAGGGAUUUUCUAUUUGGAAUAGUUUCUCUCUUAGUUUAGGAGGUUUUUACAUGAAUUAUGCGAAGAUUUUCAUAUUUUUGUAUAUCAAAAAGGUAAUUAGUUUUCUAGAUAUAUUCUUUGUAAUAAAUAUGGUAAGAGUUAAGCAUACAUUUUAAUAAGUAAUUCUGAUAAAAAUAUUAUAGUUUUAGUAAAGUAGUUUUUAAUACAUCUUUAAAUAGUGUGGUUGAAUGGACUAAUCAAUUAAUUAUUAAUGGAAUGUAGUGAGGUUGAUUAUGUAUAUUAAGAAGUAUGUUUAUAUUCAAUAGAUAGUUACAGAAACAAAUUAACAGAAUUAGUCUUAAAAAACUAAUAAAUUGGAAACUAGUCUUAAAAAGCUAUUAUGAUAUGGGACUAUGCUGUAAAUAAAUUUUGUAGUUAUUUUCCUAUUAAUUAGGAUUUAGAAGAUUCAUUUUUCAUGUUUUAUAAUGCAAUUAAACUAUUUGACAGGUGUUUUGUAACACUAGAUGUUUUUCCAUAGUAAUAUCGUUUUUUUUUUUUUAGUUUCAAAUAUUUAGUAGUUGUAGGGUCGUUAAAUAAGACAAUGAUAUCCAUUAGCAUAAAUAUUUUAAUGUCAUAGACAAGCACAUGUCAUAGAUUAUCUGUUGUCCUCGUUUUGUACUCUGUUACUGUUUCGGCCAAACUGCACUAUGAUUGGUCGGCCCGAAAGUAUUGUGCCGUUUACUUCAUCAAGUGCUUGUAUCGCUAGGUCUUCGCCUGUAGAAAUAAAUAUGUUUACUACAUAUAAA